AGCAAAAUUCCGCUUCCACAGUCGGGACAAACCAAUGCCGUUCAUGCAGGAGUAUCCAAACGAAAGAAGUCAUUGAUUUUAACGCCUUGGAGAUCAAUCUACUUAACCAGCUUUUGUGCGUUUUUGCAAGCUCUCCAAUUCACAAUUUUGCGCAGCUCUAUGUGGCCGUACUUGCGCAAGCUCAAUCCCGAUGUCACAGAGCAAAAGUACGGUUUUGUGAAUGCGCUGUACAAUCUUGGCACAGUGGUCUCAGCCAUAGUGUUUGGUUACUGGAGCAACAGAAUAAAGCAAGUGCGACUACCAUUAUUUGUCUGUUUCUGGUUGAUUAUCAUUGGCAAUGUUGUCUACGCCUUACUGCAAUACUUUGAAGCAGAACUUGUCGCCUAUGUUCUCAUGGUUUCGCGAUUACUAACAGGAUGCGGAGUAGCUAAUGCGGCUCUUCUGCGAGCAUACGCGCUGUCAGCAUCAACAAUCGAAGACCGUUCAAAAGCAUUUGCGUGCAUUGGGAUCGGCAUCGCGGCGGGCGGAUUGACCGGAUCUGGCUUACAAUUGGCUUUCACUGUUUUGGGAUCAGAUGGAGUCACAAUCGCCGGUAUAUACCAAUUAGACCUAUACAAUGCGCCUGCAAUAAUGGCGUUGCUUCUGAACUUAUGUGGUUUCCUUAUAAUUCUCUUUUGUUUCGAGGAGAGCUACGAAGUGCUGGAAAGAGAUUCGAAAAAGAUGUGCCAUAACCUACCUCAGCCCUGCUACACCGCUUUAAUUAUUUGCGCUUCUACCCGUUUUGAGCAGGAGUUUGCCCAGUCUGCAGUGGAAACGUUGGAACCUCCAUUCACCAUGCUUAUGUUUCUCUUUGAAAAGGAAGAAGCUGUAAAAGCUAACUCUAUAGCUCAACUGGCUUCAGGAUGUUGUGGCAUUCUUCUGUACUUCCUCUUCUUCUUUGCCGAGUUCACUAAACGCGCUCCACUGAGGGUCAUAACUAUAUUGGGUAUUAACCUAUAUGCUGCUUCAUUCUUGGUUACAUACCCCUGGCCUUUUCUUCCUGACAAGUGCCAAUCGGCUGCAAAUGGUUCGGAUGCCGGCUGCUAUGCCGACAAGUAUGCGUGGUGCACAGAUCUUUCAGCAAUCUCGCCUUGGGUGUACUAUCCCAUAUUCGUGUUGGUCUUUGGAUUAGCACAUCCGCUGACGAAUGUAUGUGUGACUACAAUAUACUCUCAGGUUAUGGGACCACGUCGCCAGGGCACUUCGCAGGGGCUCUUUACAACGGCUGGAUCAUUAGGCAAAUUAGUUGCACCUCUGAUUGUGACAAGUUUGUAUGCAAGUUACGGGCCUGCGAAGCCAUGGAUAUUAGAGAUACUACAGUUCUACACCCUAUUUGUUGCGUGGAUCGUAUUCUACAAAAGAAUGACUCCUAUGCAGACAAAGACUAAAGCAGUGGAAGGAUCAUCCAAGCAAUAGGAUUAUAUCAUCAUAGAAUAUUUACGAUAAACUGUUGAGCUGCAAAU
This is a messenger RNA of Cylicocyclus nassatus, 1502 nucleotides long. The record is from the annotation of a GenBank genome assembly. Lineage: Eukaryota; Metazoa; Nematoda; Chromadorea; Rhabditida; Strongylidae.